Zophobas morio is the source of this 1071-nucleotide messenger RNA. RefSeq lists its product as uncharacterized. Gene Ontology annotation, biological process: RNA 3'-end processing. The transcript has 4 exons. Gene Ontology annotation, molecular function: nucleotidyltransferase activity. NCBI's taxonomy places the organism in Eukaryota, Metazoa, Arthropoda, Insecta, Coleoptera, Tenebrionidae. The coding region runs from base 34 to 1071 and encodes 345 amino acids. The record is from RefSeq and is a predicted model, not a curated record.
AGCUCGAGGAGGGCAUAGGAGUAGCUCUGUUUGAUGACCAAGUUCGAAAAAUUUACGCAAAACUUUAUUGAAUAUAUUGAACAGUGCCUACAAGUUUCUGAAAGAAAUCAACUUGAAUGGGCAAGAUUUAAGCUUCAAGAAAGAAUAAACAAAUUCAUAUGUCCAGGCUGUAACGUUUUUUUAUAUGGUUCAGCAUAUUAUUUUUGUUUUUUAAAGAAUAGCGAUUUGGAUUUAACAGUUAUUCAUGGGUCUGCGGCCCCAAUAUCCGCUAGUGAAAACUGUGAAAAACUAGCUAACUGUGGCCUUAAUCUAGAAUUGUUAGAGGAACUCUUUGAAAUUAUAUGCUAUAUUCCCGGUUAUGAAAAUGUGCAAACUAAAAAAAAUGUUUUUAGUUCAAUCUUCUGCGACGUCACUAUAAAUAAUCGUCUCGCCUUAGUAAACUCUCAACUUAUUAUGGAAUACAUAAAACUCAACAAGUCUACAAGAAAACUAAUAAUUGGCGUUAAAGAUUGGACCAAGCGCCAUAACAUUAGCCUUUCCGGCUAUAGUAUAGCUCUCCUGGUGAUUUACUACCUGCAAUCACUCCAAGUUUUACCAUUCUUACAACCGCCCCUCGGAAGUACUUGGCCUCAUUCACCCAGAAAUAUGAUAGAAGGUUGGGAUUGCACCUUUAAGAGUAGCGACGAGUUAGCUCUUGACUGUCAACAUAACUUACUUAGUUAUAAUGCUAUUGAGCUAUAUUGCGGAUUCUUAAGAUUUUACGGUGCUGAGUUCCCUUAUAAAGAUCGCUUUGUAUGCAUCCGGGAUCAUGAUAGAAACUUGCUUUCUUCAAAAAACUCACCCGCAAAUUUAAUCGAUAAAGUAACAGUUGAGGGUGAAUGUUGGACUAUGAAAAAAAGCGCGAUUGUGAUUCAAGAUCCUUUUGAGUUGUGUCAUAAUAUUACUCAUUCUUUUAAAGAAGAAUCCCUCAAUAAAUUUAAAGAGGAGUUAAUUACUUCAUACCUUAGCAUGCUAGAGGCCGUUACUCUUAGUACCGCUUCUUUUCCAGAAAAGAAAUGGGACGAAUUUUAA